Molecule: messenger RNA, 894 nt
Organism: Antrostomus carolinensis (chuck-will's-widow)
Lineage: Eukaryota; Metazoa; Chordata; Aves; Caprimulgiformes; Caprimulgidae
Product: IQ motif and SEC7 domain-containing protein 1-like
Exons: 6
Biological process (GO): actin cytoskeleton organization
Source: RefSeq, a predicted model, not a curated record
GUCCUCUCUCUGCCCCACCGGAGGCUUGUUUGCUACUGUAGGCUGUUUGAAGUUCCAGAUCCAAAUAAACCUCAGAAGCUUGGAUUGCACCAGCGAGAAAUAUUUUUAUUUAACGAUCUUCUUGUGGUGACCAAGAUUUUUCAAAAGAAGAAGAACUCAGUUACAUACAGUUUUCGACAGUCGUUUUCCCUUUAUGGAAUGCAAGUUCUUCUUUUUGAGAACCAGUAUUAUCCCAACGGUAUUCGGCUCACAUCAGCUGUUCCAGGGGCAGAUAUCAAAGUACUAAUAAAUUUCAAUGCACCAAAUCCUCAGGACAGGAAGAAGUUUACAGAUGAUUUGAGGGAGUCAAUUGCAGAGGUUCAAGAAAUGGAAAAGCACAGAAUAGAGUCUGAGCUAGAAAAACAGAAGGGUGUGGUGAGACCAAGCAUGUCUCAGUGCUCCAGUCUGAAAAAGGAUUCUGGCAAUGGGACGCUGAACAGGGCUUGCCUGGAUGACAGCUACGCGACCGGGGAGGGGCUGAAGAGAAGCGCGCUGAGCAGCUCCCUUAGGGACCUGUCUGAAGCAGGCAAGCGUGGGCGACGCAGCAGUGCAGGAUCGCUAGACAGCAAUAUGGAAGGGUCCAUCAUUAGCAGUCCUCACAUGCGCCGAAGAGCUACAUCAACCCGAGAGUGUCCAUCUCGCCCUCACCAGACUAUGCCUAACUCCUCCUCACUCCUAGGUUCUUUAUUUGGUAGUAAAAGGGGAAAGCCACCUUCCCAAGGCCAUCCACCAUCUGGCUCAUCACAGCAACCUCCGCACCCUCCAGUAAUCCCACAUCAGCAACACCCUCAGCAUCCUUCAGCCAUGCAUCACGGAGGGCCAGACGCAGGCACAAGUGCACUCUCACCAUUCACA